Messenger RNA from Schistosoma turkestanicum, 7357 nucleotides. NCBI's taxonomy places the organism in Eukaryota, Metazoa, Platyhelminthes, Trematoda, Strigeidida, Schistosomatidae. The record is from the annotation of a GenBank genome assembly.
AACAUAUUCAAAAUCGUGCUCUUUUACCGACUGAGUUAGUCUCAAAAUAUCCGCGCAGGCAUAUCCACUCCUCGCGAACCUCGUAACCACACUCAAACUUACCGAAGGCUGAACGUUACACAUAUCUCAGAUGUUUUACAGUAUAGAUUUACUUUCUUCUCAUCGAGGGAAAUUCGGCAUUAUAUGGCUUGCAGCCACUAGGGUAAGAAAACAACUUUCGAGAAAGGAACUUAAUUCUGUUAAUAUUGUAACUGCUUGCAAUGAAAUAACUUCAUAUAUUUUAGGAGAGACACAACUUCGACUUUCAUUAUAUUUGGCAUCACAGUUAACCUUUGGUGUAUGUAUCAUCUACAGAGAAAAGAUUGUUAUUAUGCUACGUGACUUGCAAGAGCUUAGUCAGAAAGCUUAUGCAACAACAAGCUGGUCCAUUGACUUACCCACUUGUUCUAAAUCCCAUACCAAGCGAAAAGCUCGUGUAUCGAUCGAUGAUCCUGAAAUACCUCUGUUUAACUUGUAUAAUGAAACCAAUGAUUUCGGAAAUCUUCAGCUGCCUGAUUUAUUUUGGCCUAAUAUCAAAGAACCUUGCCUGGAUUUUAUGGAUACACAAACGCUGUAUCAAGCACGAAAUGAAGAUAUAACUUUGGUGGAAGAUCCUUUAAUUGAGACAACUUAUGGUCAUUUUUUAUUUGAAGAAGAUUUGUUACCGGAUUUUACGACUGAGUUGAUGAAUCGUGAUGAUCAUCCUAUUCAACCAAUCGAUUUAAUUCCUAUUGACAUUCAUCAAAGUGAACAUAGACAUAUUUCUAAACAUUUAGUGUAUGCGAAUGAAAUUGGCGCUACGGAAUAUUCUGUAUUAGAAGAAACAUACCAUUUAGAUAAAUCUCAGAGGCCCAUAAUUAGUGUUCAAACAAACGUACAAGAAGAUAAUGUAGCAACAGUGGAUUCUACGUCGAAUCAGUUUGUUCCUGUUUGUACAGAGACAACAGCAAUGAAGUCUCCAAAAGAUUUAAACACUAUGGAAGUACUUGUUGAAGAAAAUAUUGAUAUGAGCACAGUGUCACAAUCUUCUGAUAUACCUAUAAGCUCAGUGAAUGUAAUUUCAGCCAUUGUGGAUAAUGUACAAUUGCCAACUGCUCAACUCAACACUGAAUUAAUCAUUAAUGAUAAUAAUAAUAAUAAUAAUAAUAAUAACAAUCAGUUGGAAAAUCUUGAACAAAUAAACAUUCCAUUGGCUAAUGAUUUUGUCACAGAAACUGAGAUCACACAAAUUAUGCCUCAAUUAGAAGAAGAAAAAGAAGAAGAAAAAACUAUUGAUGGUACUCUUGAACAAAACAUACGCCCAAUUUCAAUAUCUCAAUUAAGUCCAUUACAUCCUGUUGAAUCUGGCGAGAGUACUCGCCAUCGUCGAAUAAAAAAACACACGAGCAAGCUUAUUAUUGAUGAAAUUACUCGACUAACCGGUUCAGAAUUACGUUGGAACAUGUCACAUGGUGAGGAGACUAUGGUUACACGAGAUACUUAUUUGGCUGAAUCAGCACCGCGUAGUCAAACACAACAUCUGUUGUCACGAAGUGUUCCACGAUUAUUCUCUGUACCAAGUAAUUUGGAAACUGCUCUUAGUUUAAGACUUUGUGAACUUUGGUGUUAUCAUCGUCGUUUAUGUGAAAAAGCUUUACAAAAAAGAAAGUGGGAUGAGUUAUCAGUCGAUCUUGAUGAGGAUCCAGUCCAAACGAAACGUCAUCAAACGAAAUCAUUAUCAACAACUAAAAUGAAUACUAUUACAGAAGUAAAUGAAUCAUCAAUAGAAAUGCAAAGAAUCGGUGCAGAUCAUUCAUCAGUUGCAGUUGGAUCAGAAUCUCUUUUUGGAACUAGUAAUAUCAUUGAUGUAACUGGUAAUACUAAUAAUCAGACUGAUCGUCUAGAUAAUGAAACAACAUAUCAUCAUGAUACUUUGAAAGAAUUUUUAUCAGAAGAAUUUAAUAAAAUGAGUAAAGAUAAUGAUCAAUUGUAUGCUAAAUGUGAAUUAACCGAAGCAAAUUUAUUUCAUUAUUUACGUUUACUGAGAUCAUACCUGACUGACACAAAUUAUCCACUUAGUCAACAAAGUACCAUUAUCAAUAAUCCACUUUAUACUACUACUACUACUGAUGAUUGUAUAACACAUAUUACUGCUCAAACACAAUAUCAACAGAAUAAUUUUAAUGUGACCGAUACGAUUGUACAUCAUUUCGCCAUAGAAAUCAAUGAUAAAUUAAUUCAGUCAACUAUAAAUAAUAAUAAUAAUAUUCAUCCUUUUCUAAGUCUCAAUAAAAAUAUCGAAAAAGAAUUUCUAUUUGAAUUAAAUGAACUUGCAUUGGCUACAAAAAAUUUAUUAAAUUGUUGGGAAAUGAAAAGUCAUGAAAUUAACUAUUAUUCAUCAAUAUGUCAACAAUUUUUCAAGGUAUUACUUAAUUUUUGUAUGAUUUUAAUAAAACCGUAUUAUUCUUAUUCUACUGGAGAAUUUGAUCAAUUUUCAAAUUUCAAUUUAAAUGAUUUACGAGUAAAAGUUGAAAAAGCUGAGCAACAAAUUAUUGAUUUGUCGAAUGAAUUAAAAAAUCAUAAAAUUCAACUUAAUCAAUUCACUGAAAAAUUGGAACAACAGCAAUUAGAAAUUGAUAAUAAUAUGAAGAGGAAACUAAAUAAUGAUCAGGCAACCAAUCAACAAUAUAUGGCUGGUGAUGAAAAUGUUCCCAUUCAAGUGGCAAAUCAAUUUACAAAUGAUAAAUUAGAAUUUAAUCAAAAGCAUUCACUUUAUUUAACUGAACAAUCUCUCAUUAAAUUAGCUGAAUUAUACGAUUUUCUACAAGAGCAAGUCAUUCACAAGCCAAACACAUUAGUUAAACAAAAUGAACAAGAUAAUCAAUUGUCUAUUCAAACAAUUGACCGAAUACUUAGUGAAAAAUUUGAAAUUAUGGAAAAGAAUUUCAGUGAAAAACUUCAAUGUAUCUUACAUGUUAUAUAUGAAGAGUUAAAUUGGUAUAAACAGAUUGUAGCGAAACUUUUCGAUGAAAAAUCAAUCCUAUAUGAAUUGAUUGGUGGUACGCAAGUACCGAAGAAAGAAUAUAUAAGAAAGGAACUAGGCGAAAAUAAAUUUAGAAUAAAAGUGGCUUCCACAGAACAAAUUGUCAAUAAAUCAUACACAUCUUCAAUAAAUAUUGACAAACAAUGUGUUAAAAUUUUAAAUUCAACCGAUACCAAAAUACCAACUAGUUCACAAGAGUCAAAUAUAUAUAACGCAGAAAAUAAGGAGCUAAUACUUGAGUCAAACAAGCCCAUAAAGAAAACAUUCAACAGAACAAACGUUGUACCAAUGUCUACUGCGAUUUUUGACAAUAAAAAGUGGAACAACUUGAAAUGCAUUCUUGAACGUUCUGGUCCAUUUCAUCGAUCAGAAUUUGAACCAUCCAAUGAACUCUUAAGCAUGGUUAGAGAACAUGUAAAAAUCCUUGUCAUUGGAGCUGGAGGUUUGGGUUGUGAACUGUUGAAAAACCUUGCUAUGAUGGGGUUUUGUCAUUUAGAAGUUAUAGACAUGGACAUAAUUGAUAUUUCUAAUUUGAACAGACAAUUUUUAUUCCGAUCUCAUGAUGUCGGUAAACCGAAAGCCAAUGUUGCUGCUGAUUUUAUUAUGCGCCGCAUUCCAACAUGCAAGGUUAUUCCACAUUACAAGAAGAUUCAAGACUUUGGUGCAUCAUUUUAUCAACAAUUUAAUGCUGUUGUUUGUGGUCUUGAUUCAGUUAUAGCUCGGCGAUGGAUUAAUUCUAUGCUGGCAAGUCUAGUUCGUUAUGAUUCAGAUGGCCAACCAGAUCCAAAUACUGUCAUACCUCUUGUUGAUGGUGGAACAGAAGGAUUCAAAGGACAUGUGCUUGUUGUUCUGUAUGGUUUAACUGGAUGCCUAGAAUGUACACUUGACUUAUAUCCUCCACCAGCCAAUUUUCCUUUAUGUACUAUAGCUCAUACUCCACGUCUUCCAGAACACUGUAUAGAAUAUGUAAGAAUAUUGUUAUGGUCAAAAGAAAAUCCUUUUGGAGAUAAUAUUGUGAUCGAUGGUGAUUCACCUGAACACAUACAAUGGAUAUAUGAAAAGUCAUGUGAAAGAGCUAAUCAAUUUGGGAUUUCAGGUGUUACAUUACGUCUUGUACAAGGUGUUGUAAAACGAAUAAUUCCUGCUGUUGCUUCAACCAAUGCUGUUAUUGCAGCUGCAUGUGCAACUGAGGUCUUCAAAUUGAUUACAUUCUGUUAUGAUUAUUUGAAUAAUUAUAUGAAUUUCAGUGAUAUCGAUGGAGUUUAUACGUAUGGAUUUUCAGUGGAACGUAAACCUGAUUGUCUUGCUUGUAACAAUGUACCACGAACACUUAAAUUACAAACACCUUGUACAUUGAAAGAUGUGAUUAAUAUUUUGAAAACAGAUCCGGAAUUUCAAAUGCAAUCACCCAGUAUAACAACAAUGCUUGAAGGUCAGCAUUGUUCAUUGUAUAUUAAUCUACCAGAGUUAGCUGAUACGUUGAAAUCAAAUUUGUCUAAAAGUCUUCAAGAACUUGGUCUUACCAACGAACAAAUCAUUUAUAUACUUCACUUGAAUCGUUUAUCUUGCUGUUUGCAUGUAUGUUCAUUGUUCGGUUAUCGAUCACCCUCACCGAUAAUCACUAUCAAUCAAUCAUCAAAAUGGUUUUUCACUUCAACACUGACUACUAACAAACUAAAGCCGAAAUCUAUUAAAUUAGUCACUUUAAUUUCUGAACCAUAUGCUACACAGGAUGCAUGGAAUUCCACCAUACCGCCUCCACCGGAAUCUGGUCCAUCUGAUGAGCGUUGUUAUACAUGGUCAAGUGUAUUUUCGAAUUCCAUAUCAAAACCAAUUAUUAUUGAUGUACGUAGUCCUGGUGAAUUUAAUGAAGAUCAUAUUUAUGGUGCAAUAAAUAUACCGGUUUUAGAUGAUAAAGAGCGAGCAAUUGUUGGCCGUUUAUUUAAUGAAGGUGAUCAUGUUCAAGCUCGUCUUUACGGCGCAUCUAUGGUUUGUGCCAAUAUUAGUAAUUGUCUAAAACAACUUGCUUCUCAAUAUACUCCACAGCUGAACAAUUCACUACCGGUAAAUCAACAACACCGCAUGAUUAAAAAUAAAAAAACUUUAAAAUAUCCAGAUUUUUUAAUUUAUUGUUGGCGUGGUGGUCAAAGAUCAUCGUCUCUAGCAACUAUACUCUCUGAAACUGGUUGGCCUGCUAAUAUUUAUACACUUGUUGGUGGAUAUCGUUCUUGGCGUCGACUUCUACUUCGACAAUUAGAUGCAUGGCCUCGUUGGUCAAUACCUAAUCCAUUUUGGGUUAUAUCUGGUUUGACUGGAUCUGGUAAAUCAUUGAUACUUCAAGAAUUACAUGAAUACGGUGAGAUUGUAUUAGAUUUGGAAUCUUUAGCUGAACAUAAAGGUUCCAUGUUUGGUGGCAGUCAAUUAUCAGACACUACUAACACUACUACUAGUAUUAGUAGUAGUAGUAGUAGCAGUAACGAUACCGGUGAUUAUCAAAGCCCUUCUAUCACCACAUACAAAGGGAUUUCACAAAAAAUUUUCGAAUCUCGUCUACAUCAUACAAUGAUGACUAAUCAGCAUCGUUUAUUAGCCAAUAAAAGUAAAAAUGUUUUAUGGAUUGAAUGUGAAUCACGUCAUAUCGGACCGUAUUGUGGUAUAUCCGAUGGUCUAUGGUCACGAUUAAGAUCUACUGAUCCAAUGAUUGGAACACAUCGUUUAUGGAUUGAUAUUACGGAAGAAGCAAGAGUUGCAUGGAUUUUAGAAAAUUAUGCAAAUGUCACAAAGAAUAUUCCACAAAUCCUGAGUAUUGUUAAAAGUUUAAACAAAUAUUUUCCAAAUAAACUUAUUAAUCAAUGGAUUGAUAUGAUUGAACGUGAAGAUUUCACUAGUUUUAUUACUGGUCUACUACGACAUCAUUAUGAUCCAUUAUAUCGGAAAAAUCGUUGUCAACUCAUAGAGAAUGCUAAAAAAUCUGGUCUAUUUCAUACUAUCACAUUACAAAGUGUUGAUAAAAUAACUAUACGUACAAAAAUUCUACCACAAAUAUUAGAUAUGGCUUAUAGUAUUUUAAUGAAUCUCUGUUGUAACUUUGCGAAUCAUGUACGAACUUAUGCAAAUUUUAAUUACGGAAUUAAAUUGUGUAAAUCGUUAAAUUCUUCAUCAUUAUCUCUUCUCAAUCAAAAUCUUUUAAAAAUCAAUAAAAAUGAAUUAUCAACAAGUUCCAAUUUAAAUCGUCGUCCUGGUAUCAUUUAUCCUCGACCAGUUAGUCGUUAUUGGGCAAUUAAAAAAUUGUCUGAUCCAAAUCAAUACACAGUUGAUGCAUUGCCUGUACUACGAACUGGUGGACGUGGACCGGAUGGUAAAAUUCAAUUGAAACAUGUAACAACUGGAUUAAAUCGUCCAUGGUUUAUGGUAGAUCAUAAUCGUUCUAGACAAAUGUUAACUAAAACAAUUCAUGAAGAAUUAGUAUUACAAGUCAAAAAUACAUGGUGGAGACAUCCAUUUAUUGCUUUAGUCGCUUCAGGUGAAGUGAAAAGAUGGAUUAUUGCAACGGUGAACAUGAAACCUGGUGAUAUUAUUCGUUCACAUGUAGAUAUUCCUGCUAUUCCAGUGGAUCCAAAAGAAGGUGAUGCUCAUCCAGUUGGUGCAUUACCAGUUGGUACAAUUAUUAGUCAAUUUGAAAUAAAACCAGGUCAAGGUGCAUUAUUUUGUCGAACAGCCGGAUCUAGUGCAACUAUAUUUCGUCGUGGUAAACAUGUUGGUUCAAAGUUGAAUGAAGAAUUAAAUUUAACAUUAUUAUUAACUAAUGAAUUAGAAGAUGAACAUGUUGUAUUUGUUAGAACAAAUGGUAAACGUAAAAUAUACAAACUUUUACCAACAUGUAUGUGUGUAGUUGGACAAGUGUCUAAUGAACAUCAUGAUAAGUUUAGAUUUCGUAAAUUCGGUGAAAAAAAAUGGAGAGGCAUUAAACAACGCAGUGGAUUAUGGCAACGUAAAACUGGAAGAUUCGGUCGAAAAAUAAAACCAAUUGGUCCACCUGUUGAUCUGGUUUCAUCCAAAAGCUCACCAGAAUACUAUCAAUUCAAAUGUUCUUAUCCUGGUCGAUCAGAAGUGACCAAUAAUAAAAAACGUGAACUAUUUGAAAUGUUACAUGCAGAACCUGAAUUAAGACCACAACCUAUUCCUGGACGUUAUAAUGCAUUGCCUGAUAAAGGGAGAAGACGAUAUCGUUGGUGUUCUUGGUCAUCUGUACGAUAAAAAAGUAUUGAGUAGUAGUAGUAGUAGUACUACUACUAC